Messenger RNA from Lathyrus oleraceus (garden pea), 975 nucleotides. Its product is annotated as GPN-loop GTPase QQT2. The transcript is spliced from 2 exons. The record is from RefSeq and is a predicted model, not a curated record. Gene Ontology annotation, molecular function: GTPase activity. The coding region runs from base 1 to 975 and encodes 324 amino acids. NCBI's taxonomy places the organism in Eukaryota, Viridiplantae, Streptophyta, Magnoliopsida, Fabales, Fabaceae.
AUGCAAUCAAAUGGGAAGGAUACGCCUGGUCAGAUUGAGAUAUUCACCUGGUCUGCUUCUGGUGCUAUCAUCACAGAAGCUUUUGCCUCCACAUUUCCCACUGUAGUUGCCUAUGUAGUUGAUACACCUCGUGCGGAAAAUCCCACCACUUUUAUGAGCAACAUGCUUUAUGCUUGCAGUAUCCUCUAUAAGACAAGGUUACCUCUCAUCUUGGCAUUCAACAAGGUUGAUGUAGCAAAACAUGAAUUUGCCCUGGAGUGGAUGAAAGAUUUUGAGGUAUUCCAAGCAGCAGCAAGUCCAGAUCAGUCAUACACUUCAAAUUUAACUCAGAGCCUUUCUUUGGCACUAGAUGAAUUUUACAGUAAUUUAAGAUCAGCUGGAGUUUCUGCAGUUACUGGUGAAGGAAUUGAAGGCUUCUUCAAAGCUGUUGACGCCGGUGCAGAGGAAUACAUGGAAAGCUAUAAGGAUGAUCUUGAUAAAAGACGUGAAGAGAAAUUGCGAUUGGAAGAAAAUCGCAGGAAGGAGAACAUGGAUAAACUGAGGAGGGAGAUGGAGAAAUCUGAAGAAGAUGCUGCAAUCUUAGUCCCAGGUGAUAUAAUCCACAUUAAAUUAGGAGAUAUCAUUCCUGCAGAUGCUCGUUUUCUUGAGGGUGAUGCUUUGGGUGUUGAUCAGUCGACUUUAAUUGGAGAAUCUCUUCCGGCAACAAAGAAUCCCUCAGAUGAAGUCUUUUCUGGAUCAACUGUUAAGAAGGGUGAGAUUGAAGCAAUUGUUAUUGCUACCGGAGUGCACACACUUUUCGGAUGUUACUUCAUAAGUCUUGAAAAGCUUGCUAGAAAUUUGGAAGGAAAGGAUGUUACUGGUGAUAAAACUGCAAGCAUAUAUGGCACUGAUGAAAGUCAAUUGAGCUCAAAUAUUGAGGGUGCCAACCAAAGUGUACUACACCGUUUCACAUGUCCCCUUUUUGAAAAAAUCUGA